UUAUUUCCGUGGGUAGCUCUUCGGACCUUUAAUUUUCGUUCUGCCCAGCUGCUAGUCUCUACUAACACCCGGCGUUGGUUGUGCCCGAUUUUUUUUUUUUCUUUUUUGGAGUUUUUGUCCAUCUGUAGGAGCUGAAUACACACACAUUUUGAUGGGGUUUCCCUUAGUUUGGUGCGUUAUCAGCACAGAGCGGAAGUUCGCCUUUCGAGCUUUUUGGUUAGCUGACGUUAACGUUACUAAACGUUAGAUUAGCUAACUUUGCUAACGCGUGCUAUUGUAAGGCGAUGAAGAAAAGUAGCAUUAACUACUCCGUUUGCAAAUGUCCCACUGUAGACUGUUACUGAUACAGUCGUUUGUUACAGCUGUCUGGCUAAGUAAAGUUUGGAAACGCUUGAAAGCUAAACAGUCAUUUCAGCACUACUGCUUGAGCCUUCAAACAGCAAGAUUACAUCGCCUACCAAAAUCAUGGAUUUUGAUAACAUAUUGAACAUCGCCUCACAAAACCAGGGCCUCACCAGUGUACAGAAGAGAUACAGUUUACAAGCUGGACCCCCGAAAAAGGACCCAAAGUCAAAGGGUGUAAAUCCCGCUGCUGUGCAGGCACUUCUGAAGAAGCAAGUCACUGAAAACAAAAAGAAAGAAUUGGAAAUGAAGAAACAGAAAGAAGAGCUAUUAGCCAAGAGGGUUGAGUUAAAGUCAGACCGUAAAGCACGCGCCAUGGCCUCCCGAACUAAGGACAACUUCAGAGGCUACAAUGGCGUCCCAGUGGUAGAGGGUCCCAAAAAGAGGAGAUCAAAACAAGAUAUGCAGGAAGAUGACUUGAAUGGGGGAAGUUUUAGGAAUAAUAAAAUUGACCCAGAGGAUGAUGAGGAUAACUACGAGUAUGAACAGACAGAUUCAGAGCCAGAGUAUGAGCCUGAGCCACUGAGGCCUGGGAGAAUAGCGGGUAAUAGUGGCAGUAAUAGUAGUAGCAGCAAAACGUCUUCUAAAAAAAACAGUGGGCCACCCAAGCCCCCUCCACCUUCCAUGAACUUUGCUGACUUGCUCAAAUUGGCAGAAAAGAAACAGUUUGAACCAGUUGAUCUAAAACCCAAGGUAGUGAAAAAGGAAGAAAGGCUGCGCACAGCUGAUGAGAUAAAGGAACUGGAGAUGGAGCGCAAGGCUAAGAAACAAGACAAAGACAAAAACUCAAAGGCAGACAGAGGAAGAGAUGGGAAGUCUCAGUCUGUUUAUAGUUCAAGUCAAAAAAACACUUUAGAGAGGGAACAGAAAAACAGCAGACCGCAAAAGAUCUCCUUAGAAAAGCAAAGUGUGUCCAGUGGGUCAAUGAAGAAGUCGCAACCAACAGCGAUUAGUGAUACAGGCCCCUCUUUUUCCAAACCCUCUGGUAGUGAUAGAGAAAGAGAGAGAACCAAGAUGUCUUGCAGUGAUAAAGACAAAUCCAAGACAAGCUUGUCUAAUUCAUCAGGUGUCAUAAACAGUAAAGUACCUUCAAAAGCCAUGUCAUCUCAGGUUUUAGCCAAACAAGGGGCCCCAAAGCCCUCGUCUAGCCACAAAUCCAGCACCUUAAGUGACCUUAGCUUUAGAAGAGAAAGCUCGUCAUUACUUCAAGGAAAAGUUUCAGGUAUUCCUGGGAACAGGCCUUCUGGUACAGCAGGCACAGGCCAGAAGUCCAAACAGGUGAGUUCCCAACAGAUUAAGCCUAGUCAGGGUAGCUCCUCAAAGCAGGGACCCACAAAUGGAGGCCCUAAGUUUGUAAGGGGAGAACCACCACGGUCUGGAAUGAAUUCUGCAGCAAAAUCAGGUGGAAAUUCAGUGAUGAGACCUUCUUUGAGUGGCCCUCCUAAGGCAGGGAGCCAACCUCAGUCAAGAACUGGAGGGACAUCUGGUAGUGUGCCAAAGGCCAAGCCUGGUGGUAGUGGCCUGCAAGGUCAUCCUGGAAGUAAUGUAUCCCGACCUCAAGGAAGUGGACCAGGUCGGCCUGGCAGUGGAGGACUUGGACCAGGAAGGCCAACUAGCAGUAGUGGAUUAGGACCUGGAAGACCAAAGUGCACUGUAGUGUCAGAGACCAUCUCAUCAAAGAAUGUUGGUGGACCCAGGCCAGGUAUGCCACCUCGACCGGGUAUGCCACAGAGACCAGGUAUGCCACAGACCGGUAUGCCACGGGUAUGCCACAGGGUAUGCCACAGGGAUGCCAUGCCACAGAGACCACAGAGACCGGGGAUGCCACCUCGGCCGGGGAUGCCACAGAGACCUAUGAUGAACAGACCACCAGGACCAAUGCUUCCACCUAUCACAUCUGCAUACAAGAGGAAAUAUGAGGAUGAGGAAGAUGAGUAUGACUCAGAAAUGGAUGAUUUUAUUGAUGAUGGAGGUGAGGAGCAGGAGGAAAUUUCUAAGCACAUAAAGGAAAUCUUUGGCUAUGAUCGAACCAGAUACAGAGAUGAGAGUGACUAUGCACUAAAAUUCAUGGAGAGCAGCUGGAAAGAUUUGCAGAAAGAAGAAGCUAGGAGCCUGAGAAUGGCUGUGCAGGAGGAUCUGGAGGAGGAAAGAAGGGAGGAAGAUGAGCUGAAAAAAAACUGCAAGAGGAAAAAAAUGAACUGA
Messenger RNA from Oreochromis aureus, 2604 nucleotides. RefSeq names its product SPT2 chromatin protein domain containing 1 (gene spty2d1). The transcript has 6 exons. Gene Ontology annotation, biological process: regulation of DNA-templated transcription; nucleosome assembly. Gene Ontology annotation, cellular component: nucleolus. Gene Ontology annotation, molecular function: DNA binding; histone binding. The record is from RefSeq and is a predicted model, not a curated record. The coding region runs from base 466 to 2604 and encodes 712 amino acids. Lineage: Eukaryota; Metazoa; Chordata; Actinopteri; Cichliformes; Cichlidae.